AAAAAUGACUGACAUUUAAUUUGUUUCCUUUUGUCUGAUCUGUGUUCUUGUUGCAUUGUUUAUUUAUUGAAACUAUUUUACACAUCAUUUCCCAUAGAAAUAAAAUAUCUUACGAACAAAACAAUACUUACAGAAUGACGGCCGUAAAUAACGCUCUAAAAAGCAUCAUAAAUGGGGAGAAAGAUUUUUGCUGCUUAUGUCUCAGCACCAUAGAUGACAAACCGAUUGGAUUAGACGAUGAAAUUGUAGUCAAUAUAAAUAAUUAUGAUCAUGAAAUUGUAGUUUCAGAAGUGUUGAACUCUCUUUUUGAUGAACAGAUGUGCAACUACAUAAGUACAUUUGACACAUUAUGUGAUCAAUGCAUAAGUUCCGCGAUAAGUUCGUACAAAUUCAAAAUUAGCAGUGAAAGAAACGCUACAUAUCUUACUAACGUAUUUGAUGGCAUCGCAAACAACUUUGAAUAUGCUACGGAUGAGCUAUAUGAUGCGAAAUCUCUAUAUGUCUCACUUAACCUUGAAGACUUCACAAGCAAACAAUAUUAUGAUACAAAAAAGAUUAGCACUACAAGGGCAGCAUUACGCAGAUACCGCACUUUAGACAACACACCAAAAACAAACGUAGAAGAUUUUAUCCUCAAAGCAAUUAAAAAAGAAGAGGAUGAUGAAAAAACUGAACGAAGAAAGAGGAAAAAACAUAAAGUUGAUAUUCCAACAAGAGAUAUGCUGUGGGACAAAAAUAAUCCAGAUCUAUUUAGGUGUAAAGAGUGCUUUAAAGAUUAUCUAACGGUAUGGAAUUUGAGGAACCAUUUCAUAAGAGUACAUGCACCUAAAGUCUUUAAAUGUCCAGAAUGUCCUAGAAGUUAUGGGUCAGCUGCGUUUUUAGAAGCGCACAAGUUUGAAAGUCAUUGCACCGUAGUUUGCAGUGAGUGCGGGAAAACUUUCUACAAUCGCCAUACUCUAAAAAUGCAUGAGAUGGGUCAUCACUUGUCUCUAGUUUGUCAGGACUGUGGCCGAGUUUACAAGAAUAAAAGCACAUUUAAAAAGCAUAUUGAGCUGAAUGUAUGCGGACAAGAGUCGAGGGCUCAUCCGUCUGAGGCUAAAUUCACCUGUGACUAUUGCAGCAAGAAAUAUACUCAAAAAGUUUCUCUUCGAGUUCACAUACAGUACGAACAUGGGAACUAUAAGGCUCAUAUUUGCGAAUGGUGCGGUAAAAAAUUCUGGGCACAGAGCAGAUUAAAAGCACAUAUUGUAAAACACACUAGAGAAAAAAACUAUCCUUGCUCAACUUGCGGACGUAAGUUUGUCAGUAAAGAGUCUCUUUUGUACCAUACAAGGACUCAUACUGGUGAAAAACCUUACAAAUGUCCGCAUUGUAAUAGCAGAUUUCUUUCUGCUUCUCGUAGAUCCGAUCAUGUGAAACGGCAACACCUAGGUGCAACUCUAGAAUGCGAUAUAUGUCACAGUAAAUUUAAUUCUAGAACAUUCCUAAUUAAACAUAAAAAAUCACAUACAAAGCCUAGUGAUAGUAAACUUAAUUUUACUUACAAAGCUUUAGAAAGUAAGGAGGUGAAAUUAAAUUAUAGAGAUCAAAUGAAAACUCUUUUGAAGACUGAACCAGAGACAAAAGGUAAUCUAUGGCAGAUGGAUGUGGUGAAGGUAGUUGGAGAUUCUAUUCCUGGUUUACAGAAAAUUAUAGAAUCUAGUGAGGCGAAUUUAAAUCAAUUGACUAGGCAGGUCUAUCAUGAUGAAGACAGUCAACAGUCUGAAGAUGGAAAAGUGUAUUUAGAAGUAUCUGAUGAUACCGAAGACUAUAUUAAGAUAUUAGGAGUAUAGAGAAUUAUAUUUAUUUUUGUAUUUUGUUUGAAUGUAAUAUCAAGUAAUUUAUGUGUUUUGGUUGAUUGAUGAUUACACUAUUAAAGUACAAAGGAAACUGUUUUUGUA
Molecule: messenger RNA, 1940 nt
Organism: Helicoverpa armigera (cotton bollworm)
Lineage: Eukaryota; Metazoa; Arthropoda; Insecta; Lepidoptera; Noctuidae
Product: zinc finger protein 2
Exons: 2
Coding region: 135-1832 (565 amino acids)
Biological process (GO): regulation of transcription by RNA polymerase II
Cellular component (GO): chromosome
Molecular function (GO): chromatin insulator sequence binding
Source: RefSeq, a predicted model, not a curated record